This is a messenger RNA of Neofelis nebulosa (Clouded leopard), 4231 nucleotides long. It is a transcript of the gene TTC19, whose product is annotated as tetratricopeptide repeat domain 19. Gene Ontology annotation, cellular component: mitochondrial inner membrane. Bases 72 to 1088 code for a protein of 338 amino acids. The record is from RefSeq and is a predicted model, not a curated record. NCBI's taxonomy places the organism in Eukaryota, Metazoa, Chordata, Mammalia, Carnivora, Felidae. Gene Ontology annotation, biological process: mitochondrial respiratory chain complex III assembly. The transcript is spliced from 9 exons. Gene Ontology annotation, molecular function: protein binding.
GCGCUCGGCACUGGGGGCGGGACGGCCUGGGUCCGGCUUGGCCUGCAGUGCGCCGAGGACGCCGCGCGAGCAUGUACCGGCUGCUGAGCCCGAGUCUGGGCCGAGGCCUCCUGCGGGCCGCGGGGCGGCGGUGCCGGGACUGCUCGGCGCGCCUGCUCCUGGGGCCGGCAGGAGGCCGCGCGCCUGAGGUGGGGGUGCCGGCAUCCCGAGUCCCGCCGCGCGGCCGGGGCCCGGGCCUGCUGCCGCUGCUGGCAGCGCUCGCCUGGUUCUCGAGGCCCGCUGCGGCAGAGGAGGAGGAGGAGGAGCGGCAGGGAGCGGGCGGGGCCGCCGCCGAGGGCGCGGUGGACGCGACCGAGGCCGAGAUCAUUCAGCUGCUGAAGCGAGCCAAGUUGAGCAUCAUGAAAGAUGAGCCAGAAGAGGCUGAGCUAAUUUUACAUGACGCUCUUCGUCUUGCCUAUCAGAGUGAUAACAGGAAGGCCAUCACUUACACUUAUGAUUUGAUGGCCAACUUGGCAUUUAUACGGGGUCAACUUGAAAAUGCGGAAAAACUUUUUAAAGCAACCAUGAGUUACCUGCUUGGAGGGGGCAUGCAACAGGAAGACAAUGCGAUAAUUGAAAUCUCUCUGAAGUUGGCCAGUAUCUAUGCUGCUCAAAAUAGACAGGAAUUUGCUCUUGCUGGCUAUGAAUUCUGCAUUUCAACCCUAGAGGAAAAAAUUGAAAGAGAAAAGGAAUUAGCAGAAGACAUUUUGUCAGUGGAAGAGAAAGCCAACACCCACCUCCUCCUUGGCAUGUGCUUAGACACCUAUGCCCGCUACCUUCUGUUCUCCAAGCAGCCGGCACAGGCACAGAGGAUGUAUGAAAAAGCUUUGCAGAUUUCUGAAGAAAUACUAGGAGAAAGACACCCACAGGGUCGGGAGACUAGUAGAUCGCAGAUCACAGAAAUAAAGCAGAUUGCGGAAAACCCAGAUCCAACAAAUCUCGCCGCAUCACUGGAGGUACUUGAGGAAAAGAUGGAGAAGUACGACUUUCAACCCAAAGGGAAGGUCUGGAUGCCACAGAGCUUUAUCCUACUGAGUAUCUACCAGUGACGUGGGUGACGAUGCUGUGAGUACAGAACUGUUACAAGCCAGCGAGCGCACCGCCAGAGACGUGGGGUUGGCACGCCAGAGUGGGGCCACCGCCCCAUGACUCACCAGUUAGGCAGUCUGCACGGGUUCUUAAACCUCCCUAGGUUUCCUCAUCUGCACAAUGGAGACGAUUACACCGUGGAGGGUGUAGGGCCGCUGUGAGGAUUAAAUGCCUUGUACAUGCUUCCAAGUGCCCAGGGCUAUAACGACAUAACUGUCUGCCUGCCAUUACUGUUAUUCUGUCUUCACACGGUGGACUGAUCGCAUCUACAGAUGAAUGCUGAAUGACUGAACAGAGAUCCAGGAAGACACUGCUGGGGUAGGAAAAGUAACUGAGUGGCACAACACGGACUUGGAGCCAGUGACUCCAAAAGUACAGCAAAGGAAAGGUACGGACCCAGAGCAGCGCAUCAAGAUACCCUGAUAUUUAUGCUCGUAUUAAGGGCACUAAAUCCUAACUGCGUGCUCGUUGCCCAACACCCUAAUACAAUCUACACUCCUGAACAGUGAUGCCUCUGGGGCAGAGCACACUUCUCAGAACUUACUGAGAGGCUAAGCUAAAUAAAGUGGUUUUCUGCAGAGGGACACUCAGAACCAGCAGCGUGAACAGCUGAUGACGCAGGAUGUUUACAGAGAGAAGACUUGAAGGACACGCUUUGUCUUCAAAUGGCUGCGGAGUGGUCAUGCAGACUCGGCCCAAACGGAUAAAACUAAGACCGAUGGGUAAAAAAAAACUACACGAAGAGCUAAUCCGGCCCCACAUUUGUUCAAAGAAAAGACAGACAGCUUCAGAAAGCAGCAAGUUCUUGCUCUCUAGCAGGCAAUCUUCAUGUACUGGCAGACAUUUGAGAAGAAACUUUAAGAUCAAAUGUGGUUGGACAGACGCCUACAAGAGCCUUCAAACUCAAGGAUCGCAUGAGAGGCAACACCAGAGAUACAAUUAUUAUUAACGCAGGUUUUAUUUUGGGAUUCAUGAAAGAAAUCCCACUUACCCAUAUCAGAGUCACCUCCACCAGAGGAGUUCAACUUACGAAAAAUCUCCUGCUUCUUUGAUUUAACCAUGGGUGACGUGUUUUCGAGCUUGGUGAAGAAGGAAGGCAAGUAGCUUAUACUCCCUGGCGAGCGGGAAUCAUUCCUGUGGGGAACACAGUUAUGCCUAUUAUGUCUGUUUCAUCAUGUGCUAACCUUGGGGGUGUACCCACUUCCCCAUUUCGUGUCUGUGAAUAACCCUACGUCAUAUAUGGGGACACAAAUACUUCAGCAUGCUCAUAAAGUUAGGACUGCAAUGGAGAUAAUCUAGGAUCGAGAUUCUUAACGAAGACUGAAUAAGCAACAAACGAUGUUAACAGGAAAGUGAGAAACAGCUUACCAUGAUGCCGUCUGCUUAACGGCACAGACACUGGUACUAUUUAUAGCUGCCACAUACACCAGGAACUAUUCACUAUUCUACUAGCAGAACUGCUAUGAAGUAGAAGAAAUUAAAACUAAUAGCACGACUUGCCUAUAAAACAGCAAGAGCUCAUACCUAAGCAAUCAAAACCUGGGGCCUUCAACAGAAGAGCCACAAUGUAGAAAUAAAACUGCCUCUGUUAAAAUCAUUUCACGCCUCCCACCAGAUGAGCUGAGUCUCAUGUAAAGGGUUUCGCAAUCAUCUGCAGCUUCCUAUACUAACACAUCUUAAAGAACCAAAUUUCCUUUAACCACGAUGAUCUAGCUAGAGCUGGAGAUGACAGCAAAGAACAAACGGAAGGCUGCUGAUCACCUAAUCUGGUCGGGUGGAUUCAUUCAUCAUUCAAACAUAAGAAUACCUGCCAUAUGCCAAAGAGAGACAGAUAUGUGAUAGAAAAUGGGCAGGAUGUGGCCCCUGUCCUCAAAAAAGUCACAAACUGAAGGGAAAGCGUAAAUAUACAAUUAAAUUGAACGUCAGCCCCUUUCUAAAAACAGAUUCUCCUCAUUUCGUUGAAAGGUACCAACAUCUAUUUGCUUGCCCAUGAAUAUAAACCAUAAAUAACUUAGAACACAUUGUUUAAGAAAUGCACUAGCAGUUUGGAGUGAGACCUUGGUUUAGAGCUGGACCCUCCCUCUAUCUGACCAUGGGCACCUCCUAGAUUCACCUCCAGGAGCAUCACGGGAGUGGGUUCUACACCAAGGAAACAGCAUACGUAGGGACUGAAAGGAAUUCAGGGGAGCGUAAGCAGCUUGACACGGACACAAGAGUGUGGUGUGAGGGGGAAGCGGCAGGAAACCAGACGAGCAGCAUGAACCUGCUCAUGAAGGAACUCAGGUGCUGGCCUACUGGCUUAGAGCUUGAUUCCAUGAGUUUUAGACAAAUCACUCUGGUGGAAGUGGACCAGGCAGGGGCCAAACCAAAGGUGUCUAAUCCAAACGGAAAUAAAACCCAAGUAAUUCACAGGGGCUGGGUUGGGGUCAGAAAUAGGGAAGAAAAAGUCCGUAAAGCAGUUCAGCAAAGGUGCUCGUUAGGACUUCCCUUCCACGUGGAGUCCACAAGGCCUGGUACACGAUAAACACUCAAGCACUUCGGCUUCGAUCGACAGCCGAACAGCUGACCACGUGGACAGAAAAGGCUUUUUUAAAAAAGAUCUAGAAAGGCUUGAUUUCAAGAAUAGUGAACACUUUUUUUCUGUAACCUAUUUAAAUGUGACUUUUGCACUAAAAUCCACUGGCAUUAGAUCACCAGGGAAAGAGACUUCGUGGUCCUUGGAGAGUCCUAUCCUGACCUGUAACCCGGAGGAGAGAAAAGGCACAGGACACACGCACGCUCUGACACGGGAGCCGCCAGCCGGGACACGCUCCUGCUCCUCACCUCUGCUCUGCAGGCUCCGCCCCUCUCUGAGACAGGAGCAGUACACUGUCCUGUUUCUCAUGCACGACUGGAACCUGGGGUGGGGAGAUGGGCUCGUAGGACUCAGAAGAGACGUGACUCCUCUCUGGGGAUUUUCCAGGCCUGGUAUUGUAACAUAUAAAAUAUUAGAUUGUGCUCCUGGGGCCCGCCUACAAAUCACCCUAGACGGUUUGAAACCGGUUCACUCAUUACGUCAUUCAGGAGAAAGGAAUAAAAGUUGCUAGCUUCUAUCAGAAAAAAA